CAUUUGUGGCGGCAGCGGAUAGUAGUGCUUGAAUUCUCCCUUAUUUUACUAUUCCGUGUUUCCUUAUUUAUUCCAUUGUAUCGUAGCGUUUCAAAUAAAAUCACCAUGUCGUGGCUAUUCGGGUAUAGCCGGCCACAGGUACCACCUUCAGAAGAUCCACCGUCAAAUGAUGGUGACUCCGGUGCCGCACCACCUGCUAGUGCUAAUCUUACCAAAGCUGAGAAAAGAGCCAUGGAAGCAUACAGAUUCGACUCCAGCGCUCUUGAACGCGCCGCUCAAGCUGCGAAGGAACUUGAACGAUCAAAACAUGCCAAAGAGGCCUUGGAAAUCAGCAAGAUGCAGGAGGUUACACGCCAGCAUGAGCAGAUGGCUAAAAUCAAGGAGUACGAAGUAUCUAUUGAACAGUCUAAAGUGCAGCAGAAGAAAAUUGAUCAUGAGGAAAGGCGGAAAACACUCCAGGAAGAGACAAAACAGCACCAGAUGAGGGCCCAGUACCAAGAUCAACUGGCGAAGAAGAGAUACGAAGAACAAUUGGUGCAGCAGCAGAAAUCACAGGAAGAAAUAUUAAAAAAACAAGAAGAGAGUGUAGCGAAACAGGAGGCGCUACGUCGUGCCACCAUCGAGCAUGAGAUGGAGCUUCGGGAGAAGAACAAACUGAAGGCGAUCGAGGCGGAGGCCCGCGCAAAGGCGAAGGCCGACCGCGAGAAUAGGGACAUCACUCUCGAACAAAUACGUCUGAAGGCUGCGGAGAAUAGGGCAACCAUUUUGGAGAGUAUCAAGACUGCGGGUUCUGUGAUUGGCACAGGUCUGAAUGCUCUGGUGACGGAUUGGGAUAAAACUUUAGCAGCGGCUGGUGGAUUAUCACUGCUUGCACUUGGAGUAUAUACAGCGAAAGGCGCGACCUCUGUCACCGCUAGGUUCAUUGAAGCAAGGAUAGGUAAACCGUCGUUGAUUAACGAAACAUCUAGAUUUUCACUGCUCGAAGCUAUAAAGCAUCCAAUACUGACGAUGUCUAAAGCUGUGAACAGAUUUAGAAAACCAACGGAUGCUUUAGCUGGAGUUGUGUUAGAACCUAGCUUGGAACGCAGACUGAGAGAUAUAGCGAUUGCAACCAAAAAUACCCGAUUAAACAAAGGAUAUUAUAGAAAUCUACUCAUGUAUGGGCCACCAGGAACGGGGAAAACAUUAUUCUCAAAGAAAUUAGCGAAACAUUCAGAAAUGGACUAUGCUAUUCUAACGGGCGGUGACGUUGCACCAAUGGGCAAGGGCGCAGUCGCCGCUAUACAUAAAGUAUUCGACUGGGCUAAUACUAGUAGAAAAGGUGUCCUACUGUUUAUUGAUGAGGCGGACGCGUUUCUUCGUAAGCGUUCAUCGGAACGGAUCAGUGAGGACCUAAGGGCAGCUUUAAAUGCCUUCCUUUACCGUACAUCAGAUCAGAGCAGUAGAAUUAUGCUUGUACUGGCUUCCAAUACUCCGCAGCAAUUUGACUCUGCUAUAAAUGACCGAUUGGACAAAAUGAUUGAAUUCGGUCUGCCAGGGUAUGAGGAAAGGGAGAGACUGAUCCGUCUCUACUUUGACAAGUUUGUGCUGCAACCAGCUUCGGAAGGGAAAAGGUUAGUGUUUUUUUUUAGUUAGUGGUGUAACUGCAUA
This is a messenger RNA of Papilio polytes (common Mormon), 1650 nucleotides long. It is a transcript of the gene bor, whose product is annotated as ATPase family AAA domain-containing protein 3. Bases 106 to 1635 code for a protein of 509 amino acids. The record is from RefSeq and is a predicted model, not a curated record. Lineage: Eukaryota; Metazoa; Arthropoda; Insecta; Lepidoptera; Papilionidae. The transcript has 8 exons. Gene Ontology annotation, molecular function: zinc ion binding; ATP binding; ATP hydrolysis activity. Gene Ontology annotation, biological process: mitochondrion organization. Gene Ontology annotation, cellular component: mitochondrion.